UCACAUGACUCGAGAUGGCGGCUGAGAUUCACUCCCGGUCUCCCCGCGGCCCUGUGCUCCUCACCAAGAUUCCCGGGCACCGGGAGCACGUGACCUCUGCCUGCUUCAUCCCGCGAGAGGACGGCGUCAUCACCGCCAGCGAAGACCGGACACUGAGAGUAUGGCUGAAGAGAGACAGCGGGCAGUACUGGCCGAGCAUCUAUCACACCAUGUCAUCGCCUUGCUCCGCUCUGAGAUACCACCAUGAGAGCAGAAAGAUUUUUGUGGGGCAAGAUAGUGGAGCUAUUGUGGAGUUUUUGGUCUCUGACGACUUUAACAAAAUGAACUUCGUGAAGACUUAUCCAGCUCAUCAAAACCGCGUUACAGAGAUUGUCUUCUCCCCCGAUCCUGAAUGGGUCAUCAGCACCGGGCAUGAUAAGUUUCUCAUCUGGAUGUGCACCCAGAGUGGGUACGUGGUGGGACGGCAUGCGUUCGCUUCCUGGGCGUCCUGCCUCCAGUAUGAUGAAGAAACGAAAUACGCUUUUGUAGGCGAUUUUGCCGGCCAGAUUACCCUGUUGAAGUUGGAAAAAGAAAACUGCACUGUCAUCUCGACCCUGAAAGGUCAUGAAGGAAGCAUCUCUUGCCUUUAUUGGGACCCUGUUCAGCGGUAUCUGUUUUCGGGUUCAUCUGAUCACAGCAUUAUCUUGUGGGACAUUGGAGGGAGGCAAGGACGAUCGCUGAUCCUUCAAGGACACCAUGAUAAGGUACAAGGUCUGUGCUAUCUUCAGCUCUCCCGGCAGCUGGUCUCCUGUUCAGUCGAUGGAGGAAUAUGUGUUUGGAAUAUGGAUAUAGAAAGAGAAGAGGCUCCUCAGUGGUUAGAAAGUGACUCCUGCCAGAAGUGUGCCCAGCCCUUUUUUUGGAACAUAAGGCAGAUGUGGGACACACGGACUCUGGGGUUACGCCAGCAUCACUGCAGGAAAUGCGGUCAGGCAGUCUGUGCGAAGUGCAGCUCCAAGAGAUCCAGCUACCCCAUUAUGGGCUUUGAGUUCCAGGUGCGGGUCUGUGACUCCUGCUAUGAGAGCAUAAAAGACGAGGAUCGAACAUCGCUGGCCACAUUCCAUGAGGGUAAACACAACAUCUGCUUUAUGACUAUGGAUAUUUCCAGGGGGCUUAUGGUUACGUGUGGCACAGAUCGGCUAGUCAAGAUCUGGGACAUGACACCGACCGUGGGUUGCAGUUUGGCGACUGGCUUUUCUCCCCGUUGAUACAGAUGACUUUGACAUGUCCAGAAUGCACCUUAUGUACAGCUGCGUACGUGCACAUCGGCUCAUCCUGGGCAGCGCCCAUUACUUCUCUGAUUCAGUUGUAUGUAUGGAAGCAAAGCAAUGCAACAGCUCUCCUGAACAAGGAAGAGGUGCCUUAUCUCCACAUACCUGCGCAUCAUUACCUUCAACCAUGCUUCAGCCCACGCUACUGGAAUUAUAACAAGCGGUUUCCUGCGUAAGCACUAGAAAACGGAAGAAUUCCAGCAGAAGGAGCCACCAGCCUUUAAUUGCUGCCUAUAGAAUGGUAUUCAUUGUGCACCAAAAUGGAUUACCUCAAAACUUUAGUGUUUUACCUAUCUGCUCCCACAAAUCUUAGCGUAAGCCUCACCCGAAUGUUUUUAGGCAUACAUGGUCCAGUAACUUUGCACACUGUGGGUGUACAUACAGGUUUUCGUCUGGUGGUUAGAUGCCAGUGCUUGUGCUGUUGACUGUAGCUCAUCGUAUGUAGUUUAUAUUGUGUCACUGGGUAAGAAAUGUAGAUGAAGUAUAUUUGUAAUAUGCUCCGUUUUACAGAACUGUGAAAUUGUUCUUUCGUUAUGGGACUGAUUUCUUAGUGAGUUUUUGACGUUUGGUUCGAAUGUAUAGUUCCUAUAUGAGCAAAGGGUAAGGUUAUCAAACUACAUGCACUGCUUCCUUUACUUGGUGUCCUUUGGCGCUUGGCAGGAUGAUCCCUUUUUAUGUCAUUUUAAUCCUGUCUGUUUUACCUACUUAUGUCAACGCUCAAAACCUCUUGAGUCCCCCUAUUUUUCAGUCCCUCUAAUGGGACACAAAUGUUUAAAAUGAUAAUAGUUGGCACUUAUUAUUGUAUUGUCAUCCACUGCUCCACCUAUUCCCACGUUGUAAUCCAAAGGAUGACCCAGGAGACAUUAAUUUAUCUCCAAUUCAUUGCUACUUCAGCUAAAACAAUAUUUUUGGAAUGUGGUAGUAUUGGAGGCUUCUCGGAUUGAGAAGUGGAUGGUAAGGUAGAAACUUUUUAUGUUCUUAAAGGGGGUAUUCCGUUUAUUUCGUUGUGGUUUAUAUAAUCGGAAAUUAUGCAUUUUUUUUUUAUAGCCUACAUAUAUUCAAAUUCUGCUUCCAUACAUGUCUUAUAUCAGGCAGUUGACCCCUGUAUGCAGUAGAAUGGUAUAGCCCAUGUAUCGGUCCUAUGUAAUGCAUCCAUGGCCUAACCAAAACCUGGCAUCAGUCUCGUCACAUCAGGAAAUCCAUGACAUUCAGUAAGUAGCAGUAUUACAUGACCUACAUGGUCAGCACACAUUCAUGUGAUAAGUAAAUAGGACUUGAGGUGGAAUAACUAUAUUUUUGUAUUGUAAUUAUUGCAGUUGCUACAUCACUAUGUAUUCACAUGGCUGUUUCUAGGUGAUUUGUAAAAUGGCUGCCUGUCUCUAGGUGAUGCUGUCAUGUUUAUAAAGUUUAGUGUAAAAAAAACACAAUGCAGAUCUGCUUCUAUACAGAUACUGACAGACAUGAUGCGAAGCUGCUGCAGUCAGUAAUACUGUAUAUAAUGUACAUGUUCUUUCCACUACUUCAGUACACUACUAUUCACCUAUUAGAUGCUUGGGCCAUUAACUGAAAGCGAGGUCACAUGACACAUGUGAGGGUCAUAGGACUGACGCCAUGUUUAGUCCUAUCCAGCUCUCCUGCGGAUGCAUUUUACAGGACUAAAAUGGGCUGUACAUAUUAUUUUUUUUAAAACCGUCUAAGGCAGGAAUGUUCAACCUUCAGGCUUCCAGCUGUUGUAAAACUAAAACUUCCACCAUGCCCUUCUGUAGGCUGUCCGGGAAUGAUGGGAGUUGUACUUUUGCAACAGCCGGAUGGAGCAUGCAUGGCCUAAGGCAUCUUUAAAGGCUAUGUACACCUUCAGAGGCAAUUUACUGCAUGUCGCUCAUUUUUGGCUAAAAUAAUUUUUACAAUUGGCCUUUUAUUAAAAAUAUUGAGCUGUUCUGUCACAAAGGGUUACCUGUUUUUCUAGCUGUGUGACUGGUACUUGCAUUUUCACUUUGUUCCUGUCUUCCAAUAAACCUAAUCUCUGAACUA
Molecule: messenger RNA, 3338 nt
Organism: Bufo gargarizans (Asiatic toad)
Lineage: Eukaryota; Metazoa; Chordata; Amphibia; Anura; Bufonidae
Gene: WDFY1
Product: WD repeat and FYVE domain containing 1
Exons: 12
Coding region: 15-1244 (409 amino acids)
Molecular function (GO): protein binding; metal ion binding
Source: RefSeq, a predicted model, not a curated record